This is a messenger RNA of Anopheles gambiae (African malaria mosquito), 1013 nucleotides long. RefSeq lists its product as uncharacterized. The record is from RefSeq and is a predicted model, not a curated record. The transcript is spliced from 2 exons. The coding region runs from base 101 to 910 and encodes 269 amino acids. Lineage: Eukaryota; Metazoa; Arthropoda; Insecta; Diptera; Culicidae.
UGAAUCCGGCACGUCUGUUGAGUGUGUGGGCUGUGAUAGAUGGAAUUGCAAUACCGCCACAAUUCGCCAAGAUGAUCUAUGUUUACAGUGUACCUCCAACAUGACACACUGCUCCAGUGGAGCAAGAACAGCAACGGUGUGUGGUAAGCCUUCCGAAGGAAGCUGUUACUCAAGAGUGGACGAGGAUGGAUAUUUAAUUCGUGGCUGCUUGUCAGAUAUUCUGGAGUCAGCGUUGAAAAUGAGCUGCGAAAAAGGAGACGGUGAUUGUGUAGCUUGCGCUGGACCAAAAUGUAAUGCACAGUUUCUUCCGAAGAACACGCUUAGUUGUGUACAGUGUGAUUCCCGGGAGCAGCUCAACUGCGCUCAAGAGCAACGGGAUGACCGCAGUGCGCAGUAUUGCAGGCGGCAUGUACAGGACGAUCGUUGUUAUGUACGAACCAACACCGAUGGAAGUCUUCAGCGAGGCUGUCUGUCCGAUUUAACGAAUCAAACGUUGUGUGAUGCAAGCAAAGCUUCUGAGGACUGUGAAACAUGCAGUGGUAGUGACUGCAACCGAUAUGUGCAUCCCACAAACAGACUGUCGUGUUAUCAAUGUAGUAGUGGGAAUUCUUUAAACUGCGAUGCAGAACAGCAACAGGAAGGGUUUUUGAAGUGUCGAUAUCAUACGGAGAAGAAUGGAUGUUAUGCCCGAGUCUAUCAAGAUCAAGUCGUUAGAGGAUGUAUUUCGGACCUGGGAAACGAUACGACUCCUUGCAAAGGAUGGAAUAGCUCAGAGUGUCACACCUGCUACAAAGAUGGCUGCAACAACCGGUCAAAGUUCGCUCUGCGUAACUCUGGUGAAAGUCUGAAGACGAAGAGGAGCACAUUCCUUGGGUUUGUAGCACUCCACUUAUUGAUAGUCUUCGGAUAGGUAUCAGAAUAUAACAUUUGGGCUUUUUUGGAAUAGUUGUGUGUUUUCGGUUUAUUAAUAUCCUAAUAAAAUACUUAGUUGCGUGUCAACGGGAGUCAAACUA